GUAAAGUAUUGUGUAGUUGCGAACGCGUUGAAUUUAUUUUUUUUUUUUAUAAUAUUUAAAAUAUUAAAUAGUCAUAUUUUAAUGCAAAAUAAUAAGGUCUUUUUUAUAUUAUUAAAUAUUUUUUUGGUACUAGUGUAGUAAUUACAAAUUAAAUAAAGGGAAAAUAAAAAAAAAAGAAGUAAAAACUAAAUUUAUAUUGUAAAGAAGAUAUUGUCGUUGUGUGUGUUUGUUUACUCUAUUCAGUGCGAAACGAUGUUAUCUCUUUGAUUAAAAAGGAAAAAAAAUUUUUUUUUUAAUUAUAAAUAAAACUUGUUUUUCAUAUUCGUAAAGUGUUUCAAUAGUAGCGUAUUUGCUUUAAUUUUAAAAAUAUGAUAUUAAUGGUUUUUUAACAAAUAAUUUUUUUAUAUUUUAAUAAGAAAAAUUUUGAAGAAAAAAAAAAAGAAAAAAAGAAAUCAGCAGAGCUGAGUGUGUAGUUUUUUUUUUCAUAAUCACACAUACUCGAAUAUACAUUGUAGUUGUGUGGAAAAGAAAUGGAUACUUUUCGAAAAUGGCUCAACAAACCAAAGGCUGACGAUAAAUCUUUAUUGGCGCGAUUUUAUCACGCUGAUCGAGCUUUAACUGCAGUUGCUAGUGAAUUAGACAGUUUUGAUGGACGUGCAGAACCGGAUCGUUGUUCGCGUUUAGUAAAUCGUUUGCGCCAAGGACAAGAUAAAGUUUUGUCAAUAAUAAAUCGUAUAAUGGAAGAACUUUUAGGGGAUGAUCGUGCAUCACGUGCAUUUCGAGCAAAAUUUCCCGAAGAUGUUUUACAAGAGAAUUUAGCUGGUCAAUUAUGGUUUGGUGCUGAAUGUUUAGCAGCUGGUUCAUCAAUUAUGAAUCGUGAAUUUGAAAGUGCAGAAAUGCGUCCAUUAGCACAAGCUGUUACAAAAAUUUUAGAUAGCGUACGAAUUUUAUUACGUGAUCAGUGCCUUCGUAAUAAUAUACCAAAUAGUCCUACACUGAAGUUAGAUAUUAAUGAUUCGGCAACUGAACAAUUAUAUGAAAGUUUAAAAAUAUUUGAUCGUUUGUUUGCUGAAUUUGAAUUACGUUAUGUUAGCGCAAUGGUUCAAGUAAAAUCAAAACAAGAAUAUGAAAUGCAAGAAUUGAUAUGUGUUCUAUUUUCCGAAACUUUACAACGUGCUUUAAAAAUACAUUUAUUAGAGCAAGAUCAAGUUGAUUCAUUUGACCCAGCUUUAAUGUUUUCAAUACCACGUUUAGCAAUAAUUACUGGUUUAGUUGUAUAUAGUAAAGGACCACUGAAUAUGGAUAUGCCAGCUGAUCAAUUAUCAGAAAUGUUUCGACCAUUUCGAACAAUUUUAAUAAAAAUACGAGACUUACUAAAAACACUAAAUAAAAAUGAACUAUAUCAAUUAGAAAAAUUGUUAUGUACGAAUGAAGAAAUUCAUUUAAAAAAUAUUAACAAUAAUAAUUCUUCACUUAAUAACAGUCAAUCUGAUCAACAUAAUUCACAAUCAAUAAGUUUGACAGAAGAUGCGGCAGGAAGUAAAAGCAAAACGGAUAUUAAAGAAGAAAAUUCAUCUACGGAAAAACAAAAUUCAAAAUUAAGUGAAAAACUGAAACAGGAAAAGGAGAAGGAAACGGAACGUAAGAAUGUUGUCGAAAACCAACGAGCAAGCGAAGAAGCGGGAAAAAAUACUAAUGAUUUAGUUGCUGGUGGAAAUCUAAAUUCAAACGACUGUGAUCAAAAUUUAGUUAGUUCUAAUAGUAAUAAUGCAUUAGUUAAUAAUCAAAAAGUUUCAACCUCAACAGUAAAUGAGAAACAUAAACACAAUGAAACAAUACGUAAAUCUAGUAUAAAAUCUACAAAAACCUCUAAACAAAUUUCUUCAUCUAAGUUCUCAAAAUUGCAACAAAACCAAGAUAAUAAUAAUGAUAAUAUCAACUUGGUUAGUAUAUCUCCAACAAAUUCAAUUUCUUCCGCAUCAUCAUCAGCGACCACAGCUGAUAUUUCGUCUGAUUGGACAGAUGACGAUGAUGAUAAUGAAGAUGGUGGUGACGAUAAUGAUAAUGAAGACAAUUUUAAAGGAGAAAUAAAUUUUCAAAAUGAUAUUGCGUCAGAUUUAGUAACAGCCGAUUGUGCUACAGGUUUUUUAAUACCAAACACGAAUUUUGGAAAUUUAUUGCAACAGAAUGAUGAUGCAUUGACUGAUAAUAUUGUAGCUAGUGAAGAUGAAUAUGGUGAUGGAAUCGGUGGUAGCACAAUAACCUCAAAUAAUGACGUUACGAUUAACUCUUCAAAUAAUGUUGCAAUAGGUACUUUAUCGUCAAUACCAUCUAAUAUCUCAAAAAAUCCGACUGACAACAUAAAAAAUAAUAAUUUCGUUGAAGGAGUUCCACUUUCGGCUGGGAACGAUGAUUCUGCAAAGAAAUUGAAAUCUUCAAAAGUUACAACAAAAAAAUAUGCGAGUAAAAUUAAAUAUUCUUUAUCAGUUACACCAACAGAAGAGCAACCUAGUUGUAGUCGAAUGGACAUAACAGAUUCAUCAGACGAAAGUGAAAUAUCGCGCACGAUUACAAAACAAGCACAACAACAAUCUUCGAUAGCAUCAACGACAACAACUGCCAAUUCUAAUCUCGAUACAGAAAGCUGUGAUUCAAUUAGCAAGUCUAGUAAAUCUUCAGUUAUAAGUAGUGGUGGGGAUGGUGCUACUUCAUCCACUAAAAAGCACGAAAACAAAAAUGGAAAACUUCAUCGUCAUCAUCAUCAUUAUCACCAUCAUCAUCACCACCAUCGCAAUUGUCAUCAUCAUCAACGUCAUUCAAAUUCUAACUCCUCUUUACCUAGCAGUAAUAGUAGUUCCUCAACUGCAACUAGCACUGAACAUAGGUAUACUAACACAUAUUCCAGUGAAAGUCGGCAGCAAAGAGAUUAUCGACAUCAUUCCAGAAAACAAAGAUCUAAACGUCAACAAAGUACAAAUAGCAGCCAUCGUAAUUCAGCGGAAGCUCCGUCGAGUGGAGAUACUACAUCUUCCUUAUCUGAUGGUGAUCCCCAUGAAGUAGAUUUAGCUCUAAGAGCGGCCGGGCGAAUGAAAUUUAAGAGUACUGAAAGUCUUUUACAUCGUUUGUUUGUUUGUAUAGCUGGUGUAGCAGAUCAAUUACAAACAAAUUUUGCUUCAGAUCUACGCCAAAUACUUCGAAGUGUUUUUCUAAUGAAUACGACACCCGUCCAAGAAAAUGUAAAAAUUUCAGAAAAAUCCAAGGAUUCCGCUGAUUUAUUCGAAUUUCGGCCAAGUGAAAAUGAUGUUAUACAAGAAAAUAAUGCUGGUUCUAACCAAAGUAUUUAUUCAGCUGCUGAAGAAGUGAAUCCAGAGUUAGAUAAUGUUUUUAUGAAUGAAGGUUCAUUCAAUCAAUCUGCAGAUAGUGGUAGUAAUAGCAGCUCGAAUCAGUUACAGCAACUUGAUAUGCAGUUGCCACAAUCACAACGAAAUAAUCGUUAUAAUGAUAGAGGUCAUAGUUUAGAUUCAUCUAAUUCAAUUGUUCAGACAUCACAUCAGCACCAACAGCUGAGUGAAUACAAUAAUAAAAAUAAUGCACAUAGUAAUAUUGAACGCACUCGAAGUCUUGGUGAAGAACAAGAAAAUGAACAAAACAAUAGAAAAUUGCAUUUAUUACAAGAAAGAAGACGUCUUUCAUCACAAGGGAGCAAUUCUGCCGGAAGUGAAAGUCCAAUAAAUUCAUCAGCAAGUAAUUCACCCGUUGAUGAACGAUCAUUACGUACAACAAAUACAGCAAUAAAUUGCUUUACAAAUGAACACAAUUUAGAUGAUACGGUUAUAAACGCUACAGAAAAUGAAACAGCUGCAUAUUCACAGCAACAAAUUGUUUCAAAUCCUAUAAAUGUGAUAAGAUCAUCAAAUCAACGACGUUCAUCUACUUCACAAGUUCUCUCACAAUCAACAGCAAAUCGACGAAAUAUCAAUAAUAGCAGUAGUAAUAAUAAUAGUAAUUCAGCUACUAGUACUAGUUUACCAAAACCCUCACCACCAGCGUGGAUACCAGACGAAGAUGCGCCACGUUGUAUGGCUUGUACAAUUCCAUUUACGGCAUUCCGAAGACGUCAUCACUGCCGAAAUUGUGGUGGAGUUUUUUGUGGUGGGUGUUCAAAUUCAUCAGCUCCAUUGCCAAAAUAUGGUUUGACGAAAGCAGUGCGCGUUUGUCGCGAUUGUUAUGUUCGUGAAGUGGGAACAUGAAAUGUUUUCAUUUUUAUAUUAAGUUUAUACUUAUUUCUUUUGCUAAAAAAUUAUUAUAAUAUUAAAAAUAAAAAGAAAAUAAAAAAAUUAAAUAUUUUUUAUAAGAAUAAAUUUGCAAUAGUUAUAAUCAUAUUAGUAUAUUAAAAUAUUGCAAAAUUAAAUUCCACUGUUAUAUAUAAAAUUUGACUUGAAUUUUAAAAGUUGUUUUAAAGUACUUUAUAAUAAGUCUUUUUCUGAUUUUUGACAUUCUAUAUUAUAAUACGUACAUAUAAUGUGGGCUUUGUAAAAAGAUUGAUAUUUAGAUUUUUAUUAGUUUAAGUCAUUUUACAAAAUUAAUUAUGAUUGUGGGUAAUAUUUUUUGUUUAAAUUUUUUUAUUUGAAAACAAAUAUGUAAUGUAAUAUAUAAUAUUAUACGUAUCUAAUUUAUAUAAUUUAAGAACUGACUUCGUAAAUGCUUAAAGAAAAAAUUAUGUAUGUUAUAUGUAUAUGUAAAUAAGUACACGUAUACACAUUCAUAUAUUGGAUAAUUGUAAUUGAGCAUUAAUU
Condylostylus longicornis is the source of this 4796-nucleotide messenger RNA. Its product is annotated as lateral signaling target protein 2 homolog. The transcript is spliced from 5 exons. Bases 531 to 4250 code for a protein of 1239 amino acids. Gene Ontology annotation, cellular component: early endosome membrane. Gene Ontology annotation, molecular function: metal ion binding. NCBI's taxonomy places the organism in Eukaryota, Metazoa, Arthropoda, Insecta, Diptera, Dolichopodidae. The record is from RefSeq and is a predicted model, not a curated record.